Messenger RNA from Fusarium oxysporum Fo47, 1053 nucleotides. Its product is annotated as triose-phosphate transporter family-domain-containing protein. The transcript is spliced from 4 exons. The record is from RefSeq and is a predicted model, not a curated record. Gene Ontology annotation, cellular component: Golgi apparatus. Lineage: Eukaryota; Fungi; Ascomycota; Sordariomycetes; Hypocreales; Nectriaceae. Bases 1 to 1053 code for a protein of 350 amino acids. Gene Ontology annotation, molecular function: antiporter activity.
AUGCCUCCAGUAGCAGACUCCAAGCUGUACUCCGUCCCCGAGGCAGCAUCGUCCUCCUCAUCCUCAACAGUACAUUCUCCACUACCACCGUUCAAGAUCGAAGAUGAUUAUGACUUCGGCAGACGACCCAGCGACUUUGAGCUCAAUGACCUUUUUCACGAUGAAGAACCGCUUCUGUCUGAACAUACUCAGGAUGUCUUCACCAACAAAGCGAUCCUAUCUGGCCCCUCCCUCAAGCACGCACAGCUCUCAUUUGCGGCGUUCCACUUCAGCAUCACCGGCCUCGUGCUCUUUACCCUCUCCCGCCCCAGAUUCACCUUCUUCACACCUAAAUCCGUCGCCAUUCGACAGAUGAUACCUCUCUCCACCGUCAUGGCCCUCAACGUCAUCUUUCCCAAUCUCUCGCUUGCAUACUCCUCUGUACCGUUCUACCAAAUCUCUCGCAUUCUUAUAACGCCCUGCGUCGCUGCUAUGAACUUUGUGCUGUAUAGAGCUUGUCUCCCUUUCUAUGCGUGCAUGGCGCUAGUUCCGGCGUGUGUUGGUGUUGGAAUGGUGUCGUACUUUGACACGAAAGCGACGAGUGCGAGUGCUGCUACGACUGGGUUGUUAGGUGUCGUCUUUGCAUUUCUGGGCAUCUUCUUUUCGUCGCUUUAUACAGUCUGGCUUGAAAGUUACAGACGGCGGUUGAGCAUGACGAGCAUGCAGCUAUUGCUCAACCAGGCUCCUCUCUCUGCGUUCCUGCUGCUAUACUUUAUCCCGUUUGUGGAUAAGGCUCCUGCUCAAGCAGAUUUGUCUCUCAAUCUCUGGGUCUUGAUUCUGAUGUCUGGCAUCUUUGCAGCCUUGGUCAAUGUUUCUCAAUUCUUCAUCAUUGCGGAAAUGGGUCCGGUGACUAGCACCGUUGUUGCUCACGGCAAGACUUGCAUUAUCGUUGCUAUCGGCUGGUACAUUUCUGGAAGAGAUGUUGUUGAUAAGUGUAUCUUCGGCCUAAUGGUGGCUUUGCUUGGGAUAAUCCUGUACUCGGCUGCUAUUUUGAGACAGGGCCACAGAGCAUAA